CAGUUUCAAAGAUUUUCUUCACUAAAAGUAAGAAAAAGUCUCUACUAAAUGAGUAAAUACUUGUCUUAAUUAAGGAACUCUUAAUUCAACACAAUCAAGAAACCGAAGCGAGAAACCUUGUGGAACAAUGCAUUGAAGGACACAAUACUGGUCGUCCACUAGACCCAAAAAUGAAGGAGAGAUUUCAGAAUAUUAUUUGGGACAGAGCAGCCUCAAAAUGUGAGGACAACAGACACAGCGAGGCAUUGGAAUGGUACAAUUACUCUCAGACUUUGCUUUCCCCCGGAGAGAGACAGAGUACAAACGCUGGCAAAUUAUACCGGAAUAUCUGUUUCUGUCAUCUUGAACUAAAUGAUCUUGAAAAGGCAAGACAAUCCAUUACUGAAGCAGAAAACAGUGAGCAUGGAAAUCCAUUGAACUCCUAUUUUGAUUUCAAAAUAGCUCUUUACGAGAAAAACAACAGCACAGCUAUCAAAGCUAUGAACAAAAUGAAUGAAAACCGCGAAGAACUACAGAACACAGAUGGCCUCACUAUUCACGAUAUUAUUUGCUUAGCUGCACAAUUGGCUCUCAAGGACAACAAUCACGAAGUUGCAAUUCCAGCCUUAGAAAGCGUGAUCAAACAUUCCCCUGACAACAAACAAGUUAUCACCGCGAUAAGGUACAACUCUUCAAUUUCAUUCAAAUUUCACGUAGGUAGGAAUAGUCUCCAUCAACGCAUUCAGAAAAUCAUUUGCAUGUAUUCUUCUUAGAUGCCUUAUUCGCUUGAAAAUGAGCUUUCUCACAGAAAAA
Dendronephthya gigantea is the source of this 792-nucleotide messenger RNA. Its product is annotated as testis-expressed protein 11-like. Bases 171 to 752 code for a protein of 193 amino acids. NCBI's taxonomy places the organism in Eukaryota, Metazoa, Cnidaria, Anthozoa, Malacalcyonacea, Nephtheidae. The transcript is spliced from 7 exons. Gene Ontology annotation, molecular function: protein binding. The record is from RefSeq and is a predicted model, not a curated record.